Messenger RNA from Tetrahymena thermophila SB210, 372 nucleotides. RefSeq lists its product as hypothetical. Gene Ontology annotation, molecular function: small GTPase binding; GTPase activator activity. The transcript is spliced from 4 exons. Gene Ontology annotation, biological process: activation of GTPase activity; nucleocytoplasmic transport. The record is from RefSeq and is a predicted model, not a curated record. Lineage: Eukaryota; Ciliophora; Oligohymenophorea; Hymenostomatida; Tetrahymenidae. Gene Ontology annotation, cellular component: cytosol; nucleus; perinuclear region of cytoplasm.
AUGGGUGCAUCAGGCUUAGGUUCAGCUUUAGCAAAAUGCAUUAAUCUCUCAAAUUUGACACUUGACCUUAAGUCUAAUUAAAUUGGUGAUGAAGGUGCAUCAGGCUUAGGUUCAGCUUUAGCAAAAUGCAUUAAUCUCUCAAAUUUGACACUUGACCUUGGGUCUAAUUAAAUUGGUGCAAUGGGUGCAUCAGGCUUAGGUUCAGCUUUAGCAAAAUGCAUUAAUCUCUCAAAUUUGACACUUAACCUUAGUUGGAAUAAAAUUGGUGAUGAAGGUGCAUCAGGCUUAGGUUCAGCUUUAGCAAAAUGCAUUAAUCUCUCAAAUUUGACACUUAACCUUUGGUAAAAACAGUUUAUUUGUUUUGAAUUGUGA